Psammomys obesus (fat sand rat) is the source of this 7372-nucleotide messenger RNA. RefSeq names its product ArfGAP with RhoGAP domain, ankyrin repeat and PH domain 2 (gene Arap2). Gene Ontology annotation, molecular function: protein binding; phosphatidylinositol-3,4,5-trisphosphate binding; GTPase activator activity. Gene Ontology annotation, biological process: positive regulation of GTPase activity; signal transduction. The coding region runs from base 542 to 5509 and encodes 1655 amino acids. The transcript has 32 exons. NCBI's taxonomy places the organism in Eukaryota, Metazoa, Chordata, Mammalia, Rodentia, Muridae. The record is from RefSeq and is a predicted model, not a curated record.
GCGUCGGGGCGGACAGCCCAGCCGGCGAGCGAUCGGAAGGCUGUGCCGGCCUCUGCGAUCUGGCCCGCCCGGUGACGAUCCAGUCCGCCGCCGCGGCCUCGGCCCCGGCCCUCCCUCCGCCCCCGAGCAAUCGCAGCCUGGGCGACUUCCAGGCACCCAGUUCUCUUCUCGGUAGAGGUAAUGAAUCGGGGCCCCGUGCUCCCCCGCACGCUGCUGCUUACACACUUAAGGCGGCGGCCCUGUUAAUUAACUUUAAUUACAAUCAUUUGGCCUCCACCUGCCUGGACCCUGCGCUGUACCCCGGGACCUCUCCGGAGUGCUCUUGCCAGGCAGCUCUUUUGCCUUUAGUGUGGGAAGCAGUUCUCGUGGGAGAAUUGGUGUCCAUCUACUAAUUAAAGCUUGAGUGCAUGAACAGAAAAUAACUUUGUUAAAAACUUCUGUCACAAGUGAUAGAAGCCACGACCCGACCCAUAAGACUACAUCCCUGUCUGUGCCUCAUCGUGCUGCCUUUUAGCACUCGGGUAGUAAUGAAGCGACCAUUAUGUCCUCAGUCAGUGAAGUAAAUGUGGACAUCAGAGAUUUUCUAACGAGCAUCAAUUUGGAGCAGUACCUCUUACAUUUCCGUGAAUUUGGUUUUUACACUGUGAAGGACUGUGCUUCGAUAAAUGAGAGUGUGCUACACCAAAUCGGAAUAUCGCCUACAGGACACCGUAGGAGGAUACUUAAACAGUUACAAAUGAUCUUUUCAAAAAUGCAAGACAUCCCGAUAUAUGCAAAUGUUCAUAAAACAAAGAAUGGCAGCUCCUCAAAAGAGCAUCACGGUGUGGCAUCUUCCAGCAGCAGCACCUGCACAGAAUGUUCUGAUUCCGUUAGCAUCCCGAGACCUGGCCCGACAGCCUUGGAGACCUUUGAGAGUUCCCUUAGUGAUGGAAAUUGCCAGUCUCCUAAGUCACAUGAUAAGCUGUCUCUUUCUUCACAUGACCCAUCCUUUCAAGAAGAGCUACACCAGAAUGUGGAUUCUUCGCAAGAUUCUUUAUUUGGUAGUGUAAAUGUUAAAAUAGAUUCUUUGAUUACCAAGAAGGCUGUGGAUUGCACAGCUGUGGAAGAACAAACGGAAAAAGACAACUUAAUAUCAGAAAAUUCCAGCAAUGCUCUUAGCACAAACCCUGAAUGCCUUCCCUCUGUGGAUUAUCCAACAUCAGAAACGCAUUCUAGAAAUGGAACUAAUGGCUUAUUAGAAAACUCCACACCGUCCCCGUUCUUCCAGUUUCGAGGAGAGAUGGUUGUGAAUGAUCUGUACGUUCCAUCCUCACCAGUCCACACACCCAUGAGAAGCCGGAGCAAGCUGGUUUCCAGACCUUCUCGAUCAUUUCUGCUGAGACACCGGCCUGUACCAGAGAUCCCAGGGUCAACAAAAGUAACAUCUGGGAGCUAUUUCCGUGACAGAAGAAGUGUUGCUACCUCAGCUGGAAAGUCUUCGACACUGAUAAAUUCAAAUGAGGAUAAUUCAACUUCCAUCUUUCCUUAUGGAGAGACAUUUCUCUUCCAGAAACUAGAAAGUUCCAAGAAGCGAUCUAUAAAGAAUGAGUUUUGGCCUCAUGAGGACACUGUUAAAGAGGAAGCGGCCACUGCAAGUAGCCCCAUCUUAACCAGGUCAAGCAUAUAUGAUAACAGGAAGGAAGAAGUGAGUGAAGACAAAGGAGAAGACAUUUGGAUACUCCGAGAGGAUAAAAAUAACCCUCCCAAGGACUCAGCUUCUGAGUCAGAGUACUCAACAGUGGAGGAAUGCUUCCAGAGCCUAAGAAGAAAAAAUUCAAAAGCAUCUAAGUCUAGGACUCAAAAAGCCUUCUACCUGGACCCUUUUAAUAGACACAGUUAUCCUUUAAGCUCCACAAGUGGAAAUACUGAUUCAUCAGCCAUCUCAAAUGCCAUCUCUCCCUAUGCCUGCUUCUAUGGAUCUUCCGCAGCAAAGGUUAAAUCUGGAUGGCUGGAUAAACUCUCACCUCAAGGAAAACGCAUGUUUCAGAAGAGAUGGGUGAAAUUUGAUGGCCUUAGCAUUUCUUACUACAAUAAUGAAAGAGAGAUGUAUUCAAAAGGAAUAAUUCCCCUCACUGCAAUCUCCACAGUUCGGGCUCAAGGAGACAACAAAUUCGAAAUUGUUACAACACAAAGAACUUUCGUUUUCAGAGUAGAGAAAGAAGAAGACAGAAAUGAUUGGAUCAGCAUAUUGCUAAGUGCACUGAAGUCACCGUCCCUUACCACACAGCUGCAAGCAGCUGUGGCACCGGAGAAAUGUGGAUAUCUUGAAUUGAGAGGAUAUAAAGCCAAAAUUUUUACUGUAUUGAGGGGAAACAGUGUGUGGCUUUGCAAAAAUGAGCAGGAUUUUAAGAGUGGGCUUGGUAUUACUGUAAUUCCCAUGAAUGUUGCAAAUGUAAAGCGAGUAGAUCGAGCUGCGAAACCAUCUUUUGAGUUAAUCACUCCAUACCGGAGUUUCAGCUUCACAGCAGAGUCUGAGAAAGAGAAACAGGAGUGGAUUGAAGCUGUGCAGCAGUCAAUAGCAGAAACUCUCUCUGAUUAUGAAGUAGCUGAGAAGAUUUGGUUCAAUGAGUCCAACAGGAGCUGUGCAGACUGUAAAGCCCCCGACCCUGACUGGGCGUCCAUCAAUCUCUGUGUUGUCAUCUGCAAGAAGUGUGCAGGACAACAUAGAUCUCUGGGACCGAAAGACUCUAAAGUUAGAAGUCUGAAAAUGGAUGCCAGUAUUUGGAGCAAUGAGCUCAUUGAGCUAUUUAUUGUCAUUGGAAACAAGAGAGCAAAUGACUUUUGGGCUGGUAACCUUCAAAAGGAUGAAGAGUUACAGAUGGAUGCACCAGUUGAAAAGAGAAAAACCUUUAUUACCCAGAAAUACAAAGAAGGAAAAUUCAGAAAGACUCUUUUAGCAUCUCUGACCAAAGACGAGUUAAAUAAGGCUCUGUGUGCUGCGGUAGUGAAGCCGGAUGUGCUGGAGACGAUGGCCCUGCUCUUCAGUGGAGCUGAUGUCAUGUGUGCCACAGGAGACCCUGUGCACAGUACCCCUUACCUGCUGGCCAAGAAGGCUGGGCAGACGCUGCAGAUGGAAUUCCUCUACCAUAACAAGUUCUCAGAUUUCCCUCAGCAUGACACUCAUUCUGAGGGUGGGUCGAGUCAGGAGGCUUCCCAGUCCACCUUCCUCUGUGACUUCCUGUAUCAGGCUCCUACCUCCGCUUCAAGAGUCUCUACAGAGAAACGGCUCCUUGAAGAUUCCAAUAAAAAAUGGUGUGUUCUGGAAGGUGGCUUCUUGAGUUACUACGAAGAUGACAAGUGUACCACACCUAACGGCACUAUUAACAUCAGUGAAGUCAUCUGCCUGGCUGUCCAUAAAGAAGACUUCUAUUUGAAUACUGGGCCGAUCUUUGUCUUUGAGAUCUACUUACCUUCGGAACGUGUCUUUUUGUUUGGAGCUGAAACAUCUCAGAUUCAAAGAAAAUGGACAGAAACUAUAGCCAAGCAUUUUGUUCCCUUUGUUGCUGAAAACUUAACAGAAGCUGACUAUGAUUUGAUUGGUCAACUCUUCUACAAAGACUGCCAUGCCCUGGACCAGUGGAGAAAAGGCUGGUUUGCUAUGGACAAGUCUAGUUUGUACUUUUGCCUUCAAACGCAAGAAGCUCAGGAAGACAGGAUGCACCUUCGAAGACUGCAGGAGCUAACAGUCAGCACGAUGGUUCAAAAUGGGGAAAAAUUAGAUGUGUUACUCUUGGUAGAGAAAGGGAGAACGCUGUACAUCCAUGGGCAUACCAAGUUGGAUUUCACAGUCUGGCAUACUGCAAUUGAAAAAGCAGCAGGUACAGAUGGUAACGCAUUACAAGAUCAGCAGCUCUGCAAAAACGACGUCCCCAUCAUUGUGAACAGCUGCAUAGCAUUUGUUACACAGUAUGGGUUAGGAUGCAAAUACAUUUAUCAAAAGAAUGGCGAUCCUUUGCGUGUAAGUGAACUCCGGGAGAGUUUCAGAAAGGACGCGAGGAGUGUUAAGCUACGAGCUGGAAAACAUCAGCUUGAAGACGUGACGGGCGUGCUGAAGCAGUUCUUGUCUGACAUUGGGGAUGCGCUUCUCACGAAGGAGCUCUAUCCGUACUGGGUCUCCGCGUUAGAUAUACAAGAUGAAAAGGGAAGAACUGAAAAAUACAGAGCAUUUAUACGCACUCUUCCGGUGGUCAACAGAGUCACACUGGCAGCUAUAAUUGAACAUCUUUACAGGGUUCAGAAAUGCUCAGAAAUCAAUCAGAUGAAUGCCCAUAACUUGGCGUUGGUCUUUUCAUCCUGCUUAUUUCAAACUAAGGGACAGACUAGUGAAGAAGUCAAUGUAAUUGAAGAUCUAAUCAAUAAUUAUGUGGAAAUAUUUGAGGUUAAAGAAGACCAAGUCAGACAAAUGGACAUAGAAAAUAGCUUUAUAACCAAGUGGAAGGACACCCAAGUGUCCCAGGCUGGGGACCUGCUCAUUGAAGUGUAUGUGGAAAGGAAGGAACCUGACUGUAGUAUUAUAAUUCGGAUCUCUCCUAUGAUGGAAGCUGAAGAGUUAACCAAUGAUAUAUUAGCAAUAAAAAAUAUUGUUCCUACAAAAGGUGAUAUUUGGGCCACAUUUGAAGUCAUUGAAAAUGAAGAGCUAGAGAAAAGCAUCAAAGAAGGUGCCUUGAAGCUCAAAGAGGAACCAUCUAAAAUACUAUCUGGGAAUAAGUUUCAAGACCGAUACGUUGUUUUACGAGAUGGACAUCUCUUUAUUUACAAGGAUCCAAAGAGCAGCAAACAUGACAAAAUGUUUCCUCUCAGUGUGAUGAAGUUUUAUCUUGGUGUGAAAAAGAAAAUGAAGCCCCCAACCAGUUGGGGAUUGACGGCUUAUUCUGAAAAACAUCACUGGCACCUGUGUUGUGAGAGCUUGCAAUCCCAGAUGGAGUGGAUGGCCUGCAUCUUCAUUGCCCAGCAUGAGAAUGAUAUAUGGCCGCCAGCUGGAAAGGAGCGAAAACGUUCAAUAACCAAAAAUCCCAAGAUUGGAGGUUUACCUCUGAUUCCCAUCCAACAUGAGAGAAGUGCAACCCAGGCCCAGAAGAAUAUUGAGGCUGCCAGAGCAGAGCUCGAAAGGCUGCGGCUGGGGGAGAAGCAUGAUCGAGACUUCACGGACUCCAGCCUGAAAGACAGAGCAUCCAUCAUAGCCCACUGCUUGGAGCACAGAGAUGACAGACUUCGAAAUCGUGCCAGAAAGCAUCGCAGUUUGAACUGCUUGGAGGACACAGAGGCGGAGGUCCCACACGGCCUGCCAAAGGGCUCUAAAGGUCCAAAGACACUAAAGAAGACAGAGGACAGGAACAGCAAGGUGACUUUAGACCCGGACCAUAAGCUGCCGUCGAAAGUCAUUGAGGAACUUAGUGUGCUUCUUCAGAGGUCAAGAGCCCUUUCUAAAGAGCUACCAGAUGGGCAGACAUUACAGAAAGAGAUCAAAUAAAUCAUUGCACACUUGUUUUUUUAACAUUGUGUACAUGUGCAAAACAUAUAUCAAACUGUACUUCUUGAGUUUCUAUAUCUAGAUAAAUUUGUCUGUAUUUAAGCAAUUUGUUUAUCUGUACCUAAGCAUUUAAAGAACAUUUUAAAAUAUGUAUAUAUGUGGUUAAGUAUAAGAGAUCAAGUUUAUUUUGGUCUGAAAACUGGUAAAGUUCAAUUGUAUUAACCUUAAUAAGCCUUUGGGUUACUGUAAGUGGCCAGGUCUUUGAAAAUAGAUGUGUAAGUGAGAUAAUUUAUGAACAGAAACUUGUACUGUACUGUGUAAAAUGCUGCAUGUACAUGGAGCCUAUUGAACUUGUAUAUUUUGCACUUUGAGAAGGCUUGUAUAGAAGUUGCCUUGUCUUUUUAGGUUUACAUAGGGUCCAUUUUCUGGAAAAGAAAGGGAAGUAAGUUCAAAAGGGGAAAGAUACCACAGUGGCUGCCUAACAAACAUCGGGCAGAAAGGCAAUAAUUUAAAAACACUCUGCUGCCCACAGAGUUAGCCUAACAUUUAUUCCAACUCCACAAGAAACAAAACUUGUUAAGAAGACACUGCUUGUUAAGAAAAAAAAAAAAAAAAAAACAUUGUCUUGGGUGCUUCAACAAUAACGUCCAGCCAGCCGUGUCGGCAGUGGCGCUGGCCGCCGUCAUGAUGGUGCCGGUGGAAGAGCCCCAGGAUAUGUUCACUGCAGCAGAGCUGUCUGUCAGUGUCUGCGCCGAGGAGCUCACACUCCACUGAGGAAUGUGCGUGGGCCCGGAGGUCAAUUGCACUGUUGUUGCAGGCAGUUCUCUAGGGUCCAGACUGUGUGUUGCUACGAACAAAAUUCAUCACUGCAAGGUCCUCUGCUGUUUUGGUUUUGUUUCUUUUGUGUGUGUGUGUGUGUGUGUGUGUCAGAUAGUGUUUACUUUUGCACUGUCAGUGUCAACUGGAAAUGUGUGCUUUGUGGCCACUUGAGUGCAGGGAUGGCUACUUACACAGCACAUUUUCAGGCAGGCAGUUCACAUUCCUUUUUCUUUUCUUUUCUUUUUUUUUUUUUUUUUCCUACCUGUGGAAAUGAGAAAACCCUGUAUUUUUGUUGCCACAAAAUGAUUGGGUACAGAUUUGACAACUUUUAUAAGUCAGACUACCUUAGCUUAUAAUAGUUCAUUUCAAGGAUGGCGUUUUUGAUAACUUUCUUCCAAAUCAAAUUUGGUUGGUGACUCUUACAACUGGAAGUUAUAUGGCUGAUCUUUCUUCAUCCUCUCCGCAUUGGGAUUUUUUUCUGCUUAAGACAUGUCUGGUCUAUGCUCUUAGAGUCUGUUUCACUCCUUCCCUCACAGCAAAACAAUAUGCUAUGAACUAAUAGGUCUGUCUUCACACAGAUAUGCUAACUACUUGUAUUUGUUGAAGACAGCAGAAUUUACCAGGAGUAAGGAGUAUUUAUUCUUUAAAUCCAAAUAAAUUGUAACUGAAAUCAUAAGUAAAACUGCAGGGCAGUUUUAUGAGUUGUUGGCACUACUGAGGAACUUUCCUUCAAAGCAAGAUAUCUGUUGUUUGGAAUUAUAAAAGAUUAAUUUUAGAAAAUGCAUUUCUAAUAAGUAAUGAUAUUUAUAUUUUUAUGAAAUAAAGAGACAGGGAAAUGAUGGUUUGGCCUUGUUGGGAAGGUAUCUGGCACUUUGAUCUAUCUUACUGGAAUUUCUUCUGAAAGUUGAGUUUAAAAACCAAUCACUCUGUUUCUCUUUUAUUCAUGAACAAUUGUCUCCAUUUUUCAUAUGUAACAUAAGGGCUAAUGGUUACAUCUCACCUAUUUUGAGUAAAAAUUAAAAUAGUUUUACAAGUCCACUAGAA